CGAAAGAGGAAAGAAUGGUAUAUUGGCAUAAGAUCGGUGGCUUGAGACGUAGACGUCAGCUAGGCGGGGGGUAAUAAAAACUCCCAUUCAUCCCAAGGAGGGGCAUAAUUGGCUUGACCACAUCUUGAAACCUCUAUCUGUGUGGUAAUAAUGUACUUCUGCAUUUAGCGUUUGGUGAAUUCCAGUCCCACUGAAAUAAUGGGUUAGAAAACCCUCCACCGACUUUACAAAGCACAGACUUUCUUUUCAAAACAAAACUGAUUAAAUACUUUACAUAAGCCAUAAUUAAUGGUGCAAUGAUUGAGUCCAACAUGAGUCGGAGUUGCGCGUGGUGCGCUGGAGGAGGUGACGGGACCAGCGCGCAUUUGGAUGAGAAUCACUCAGAACACAGUCUGAGUCCGACGGGACACUUGGUGGUCGCGGUGUGCCUUGGAUUCAUCGGAACUUUCGGGUUUCUCAACAACACGCUCGUUCUCAUUCUGUUCUGUCGCUACAAAGUGCUGCGCUCGCCCAUGAACUGUCUUCUGGUGAGCAUCGCAGUCAGUGAUCUGCUGGUGUGCGUCCUCGGCACUCCGUUCAGCUUUGCCGCCAGUACGCAGGGACGGUGGCUCAUCGGACGCGCGGGAUGCGUGUGGUAUGGCUUCAUCAAUUCAUGCCUGGGCGUCGUGUCUCUAAUCUCCCUGGCGGUGCUCUCUUACGAGCGCUACUGCACCAUGAUGGGGGCCACGCAGGCCGACUCUACCAAUUACAGAAAGGUGGCCAUGGGUAUUGCCUUCUCCUGGAUGUAUUCCAUGGUUUGGACUCUUCCUCCUCUGUUUGGAUGGAGCUGCUACGGUCCCGAGGGUCCCGGCACCACCUGCAGUGUCAACUGGGCCGCCAGGACGGCCAACAACGUGUCUUACAUUGUCUGUCUGUUUUUCUUCUGCCUUAUUCUCCCUUUUAUCGUGAUUGUCUACAGCUAUGGCAGACUCCUUCAGGCUAUCACACAGGUGAGCCGGAUCAAUACGGUGGUCAGUCGUAAACGGGAGCAGCGUGUGCUCUUCAUGGUGGUCACCAUGGUGGUGUGUUACCUGCUGUGUUGGCUGCCCUACGGGAUUAUGGCCCUGCUAGCCACAUUUGGGCGGCCCGGCCUGGUCACACCAGCAGCCAGCAUUGUUCCUUCCCUGUUAGCCAAGACCAGCACCGUCAUAAACCCCAUCAUCUACAUCUUCAUGAACAAACAGUUUUGCAGAUGUUUCCAUGCGCUCGUCAUGUGCACCACCCCAGAGAGAGGCUCCAGCUUUAAAAACUCCUCCAAAGUCACCAAAACUCUCAGGACAGUGCGACGCGCCAAUGGCCAGAAUGUGACCUUCGCGGUGGCCUCGGCUGGCCAUCCUACUAUCUGUGCCCCAAACAGCGGAGGGCAGAAAAGUUCCUCAGAGUGUGAGAAACCCUCUCCUGCUGUGGGCCAGGGCACCAGCAGACCUGUUGUCUCUCUUGUGGCGUAUUACAAUGGUUGAGCUCAAACAGUCAGGCCAAACCAGCACUAAUACAAUGAAAUCAGAGGUGACGGAGGUCACGGAGUGUCUUGGAAUAUGGAACUAGGACACGCCCCUCACUGACAAUCAUGUCAUGUUGCAUGCAUGACCUUUCUGGGGGGAAAAAAACUAAGAAUGGAUAUUGAAAGUGAACAGCUGGAGAAAGGGAUGACACUACUCUAGAACAAGUAGGAAACACGCACAUGGAUCUAAUUUGAUAAUUUAUUUGAUGUUUCUUCAGUCCUGGAUGUAAAUGUGCUCUCAGAUUUUGGUGAGGUGAAACUGAUGAGCUUGUUUGUUUCUGAUAUUUUACUUUAACAAGGACUCUUUCACUACCAGUUCCUUCCUGUGGUUGGACAACAAGUUUAGCACAGAUGUGAUACUUUUCUUACUCUUCUUGUAAGUCUGCUCAUCAUGUGGACAUGUAUAAGUACAGUAAGCACAUGAAGCCCUGAAGCCUAUAUGUUGCUGAAAUUUAAAGGGGUCAUAUCGUUUUCCUUGAUCUUUUGAAAUACAGUAAUAGAGUUUCAUAACUUCCUCCUCAAUCCAAAAACAGCAUCUGUUAAAUAUUGAACAUUCUGAAGUAGGGGUGUAACGGUACACGAACAUGACGGUUACGUACCUCGGUAUUGAAGUCACGGUUCGGUACGGAUUUGGUACCUCAGGGGGAGAUAACUAAACAUAAAAUUGCUUCUUUUUUCUUCCUUUUUAUUUAACAGUGGUUUAUUGAAUAAGUUGAUUCUCACUCUUUAAAUAAAUUCAAUAUUAAUUAACAUUUUCUUAAGGAUAAAAAAAUCUUAUCUCAGCUAAUGCUGUAUUCUAGAAAAACGUACCUGUACCUUACACAGUUACUGUUAUAACUUGUUUUCAUGACAAAUUUAUUUAAACAUAUUAAAUAAUUAAGACAUUACUAACAGGUAAAGUAAAUAUAAUGAAUAUACAAGCUAAUAUAGUGCAUAUAUUUAGUGAAAUGUUUCCCUUUAGAGUUCAUUUCUCCAGUGAACUAACUUGCUGUGGACACUAAAUGACUUGCCUGAGGUAAAUGUUAUGCUACAUGAGAUAUUAUUCUCAAGCUGUUUUAUUGAUGUCUUUCCCUGGUUGAAACACUGGUUGAGAGAUUACAAGUAAACUUGUCUAUGGAUAUCCAUAGAUCAUCUGUUCUUAUUCUUCUGCGCUUUUUCCUGUUGUGGCGGUUAGCAAACAGCGUUGCAUUACCACAUGCGCACCCUUCUGUAUUGGAGUGUGAAUCGCUUGUGACUGACUGUAUUCGUCUUUUGACUGCAUGCACCGUGUACCAUGGCGUCCGUACCAUGAUGGUUUGGGAUGAAUACAUGUACCAUUACACCCCUAUUCUGAAGUAAUUAUGCUAUCAAAAUUCCAAAUACAUGUCCACAUUUACACAUCAACAAUUAAUUUUUAUUGUUGCGCGUUUAAAGUCACCAUGGAACGGAAGUUGCAAUAGUCUUUUCUUUUCUAUUUUGACAUAUAUCCUAUUGAAUCUACUUCCUGAACAAGAAAAAAUGUAGGGCGGGACGUUGGAUAGUUGUGGUUUGCUAUUGGACGAUCUCAUGUGAGUGACAGGUUGUCCCGCCCUCGUGCCAGUAAACACAUCAUCAGAGAAGAGAAGAGAUGUUGCAGAAGUUAUUUUAAUUAAGGAUUACAAGGGCAUGUAUAUUUAAAAAAUAAUAAUAAUGAUGUGCACAAAAAUAAAUGAUGUCUUAUUUUUAUUCCACAGAAAUAAGAAUUGUCAGUUGUCUUUAGACUUUAAGUGUAAUUAAACUUUAUUUCUAUAAAGUAACCCUGAUCGCAUCAGUCAGUUCACGCAGCUCAUUUCAGCUGGAUUUGUUUAAUGAUAAUCCUCAAAAUGUUAGAAGACACUGAGGUGUAAGAAACCUUGACUACCAUUAUUAAUGGACCUCAGGGAAAAGUGUUAAAAUUGUAUCAUAUGACCCCUUUAAAAUUAAAAUGCAAUAGUCUACAUGAAAUCUAUUUUAACAUAUGUUGUGUAACAUGUAAAACUGCUUAACAAUUGAAAACAGUCCGAGAAUAGUCCUCUGUAGCCUUGCCAUCAUAUUUCCAGGUUUAAAUAAGCAAAUCAUUCAUUUUAAGUACGCAAUUUCCUUGGCAUGUUAUGUGAAAUUGGUUGCAACCACCCAUCACAUGAAAUCUCUUCAUCGUACUGUUUACCAAUACACAGAGAAUAAUAAUAAUUAAAUGCCAAAAAGCUUUCAUAAACCAUAAUGUAUUGUAAAGCAAUGAUGCCUUGAAGCCAAAACAUGACAAUGGUAUUCAGUUCAACUUAUUUACAGUUAUUUAUAGCACUUAUAUGUUUUCGGUUUCAUUUAUUUUGAUUCUGGUAGUUAGGUUUUGUAAUCAAUAUUUAAAUUAGUUUGGCAUCAAAGGGACAGGAAAUGAGCAGGCUGUUGACUCCUCAAGACUUGAAUAAUGAGGGGUCCCAAGUGGGGCUGUGACUGUUCUAAUCAGCUGAUCCGUGUUUACUAAUGCAGCAACAUUCACAUCAGACAAGGAAAAGGAUGAUUUAUUUCUAUUAUAAGAGAAAUAAAUCACAUGUAGCUAAGAUUUUGAACUCUGAAGCAGAUUUGAAUGAUGUAGAUAUUUUUUAUGACUUCUUAAAAGCAUUUCUGACUGCAAGUGUUUUGUGUUUUAGUAUCAAGUUUUUACUGAUCAGUUUCAUUUGCCAUGUUUUGUAUAUAUUCAGUACUUUCUUGCUAAGGUCACACUAGAAAUUCAAUGUAAAAUGAUACACUACUAUUCAAAAGUUUGAGGGCAGUAGGUUUUUAAUACUUUAAUUUCACAAGGAUGCAUUAGUAAAAAGUUUAAUAGUGACAGUAAAGACUUUUAGAUUCUUACAAAAGGUAGUAACACUUUACAUUUAGGUCUCAUUUGUUAAAGGAUUAGUUCACUUCAAAAUGAAAAUUACCCCAAGCUUUACUCACCCUCAAGCCAUCCUAGG
This is a messenger RNA of Ctenopharyngodon idella (grass carp), 4491 nucleotides long. RefSeq names its product teleost multiple tissue opsin b (gene tmtopsb). The coding region runs from base 297 to 1499 and encodes 400 amino acids. The record is from RefSeq and is a predicted model, not a curated record. NCBI's taxonomy places the organism in Eukaryota, Metazoa, Chordata, Actinopteri, Cypriniformes, Xenocyprididae. Gene Ontology annotation, molecular function: G protein-coupled receptor activity. The transcript has 4 exons. Gene Ontology annotation, cellular component: photoreceptor outer segment; membrane. Gene Ontology annotation, biological process: visual perception; G protein-coupled receptor signaling pathway.